Messenger RNA from Scheffersomyces stipitis CBS 6054, 951 nucleotides. RefSeq names its product spermine synthase. Bases 1 to 951 code for a protein of 316 amino acids. Gene Ontology annotation, cellular component: cytosol. Lineage: Eukaryota; Fungi; Ascomycota; Pichiomycetes; Serinales; Debaryomycetaceae. Gene Ontology annotation, biological process: spermidine biosynthetic process. The transcript has a single exon. Gene Ontology annotation, molecular function: spermidine synthase activity. The record is from RefSeq and is a predicted model, not a curated record.
AUGUCUAGCACAGAUCUCGACUUGGAAAACAUACCCAGCAUAGACUUGCAAACUUUCACCCAUGCCUCUGUGUCCAAGCAGGGCGACAAGUACUGGUUCUUUGAGAAAAGCGAGGAAUCCUUCCCUGGACAGACGUUUGGGUUGGAAAUCUCGCGGAUCUUGUACCAUACCGAGUCUCCCUUCCAGGACAUUCUUAUCUUUGAGUCCACCACUUUUGGCAAUGUGUUGGUUCUCAACGGCAUAGUUCAGUGCACAGAAAAGGACGAGUUUGCCUACCAGGAGUUGAUAACCCAUUUGCCUAUCAUGUCCCACCCUAGCCCCAAGAAGGUAUUGGUCAUUGGGGGAGGAGACUGUGGAGUCAUCAGAGAACUUGUGAAGCAUGUCGAGGACAACACCGUCGAAUCUAUCACCAUGGUAGAGAUCGAUGACAUGGUGAUCAAGUUGUCGACCAAAUUUUUGCCCAACAUGGCCAAGUACCACAACCACCCCAAAGUGAACUUGAGAAUCGAAGACGGCUUCAAGUUCUUGAAGGAAACCACCGAGAAGUUCGAUGUUAUUAUCACCGAUUCGUCGGAUCCCGAAGGUCCCGCAGAGGAAUUCUUCCAGGUCAACUACUUUAAGUUAUUGUUAAACGCAUUGGCCAAAAAGGGCAUUGUCAUCAUGCAGAGCAGCGAGAAUAUCUGGCUCAAUAUCGACUACUUGAAAGACUUGCUUGUUAAGGCACGAAUUGUGUUUAAAAACGUUGCAUACAGUCAGUGCUACAUGCCUAGUUAUACCAGUGGACAGUUGGGUUUAGUUAUAGCUACUAAUGAUGAAGAAAAGACAUUGCAAACCCCAUUGAGACGGUUCCUGGAGGAGAAGGAGAGCCAGAUUUUUCAGUAUUACAGCCUGGAAAUUCAUAGUGCAUCGUUUGUGUUGCCAAAAUGGGCUAAGAAUAAGUUGGAUCUAUAG